AUGAAUGCACCUGCCGUUAGUUUUACAAUAGCGACAACAGAAAAUGGAGAAAUUAUUAUUUUACCAAAUGUUUCAAUUAGUUUAACAUUCAAACACACAAUUAAAACGAGACAUCCGAAAACGAAAAUAAUAAAAAGAAAAUUACAUAAAAACGAACAACCUUCUGGAAUAUUCGGUUCAACGGAUUGUUAUUAUUUCAACAAAGAAUCCGAUUGGAUGAAUCACGGAUGUAAAGUUUCAUCGACUUCGCAAGAACAUACGGAAUGUAUUUGUAAUCAUUUAUCGACGAUCGGUUUGCUUAUGAGUUUACAUCAUUACGAACCGGAUACGGUACUGGAAACGGUUUCUUUAGUUAGCAGUAGCAUAACGAUAAUCGCAUUGAUAUUGACUCUACUCGUUUUUAUACUUUUCGAUUCAAUAAAAAACGAAAGGAUAUUGAUCGGUGUUUGGUGUACGGUUUACGCCAUUUUGUUACAUUAUGCAUUUAUGGCUGCUUUUGCUUGGAUGUUCAUCGAAGGAUGUCAUCUUUACCGGAUGUUGGUUUUAGUUUUCGAAUCUUAUAUCGAAUUUAAAUUUAUUUAUUUAUUGAUCGGUUACGGUAUGCCAUUUAUAAUAGUUAUAGUUACCGAAUUAGUUGGUUUUUUAUCAAGGGAACAACCAUACGGUCAAGACGAAUUAUGCUGGUUAAAAACUCCAAAUUACGUUUGGGCUUUUAAUGGACCAGUUUUUCUUUUAACGUCGGAUGAGGGAGAAAAAAGGCGGUAA
Messenger RNA from Pediculus humanus corporis (human body louse), 765 nucleotides. RefSeq names its product G-protein coupled receptor, putative. Gene Ontology annotation, biological process: cell surface receptor signaling pathway; adenylate cyclase-activating G protein-coupled receptor signaling pathway. Gene Ontology annotation, molecular function: G protein-coupled receptor activity. The record is from RefSeq and is a predicted model, not a curated record. The transcript has 5 exons. NCBI's taxonomy places the organism in Eukaryota, Metazoa, Arthropoda, Insecta, Psocodea, Pediculidae. Gene Ontology annotation, cellular component: membrane. The coding region runs from base 1 to 765 and encodes 254 amino acids.